CCCCUCCAUCCUGCGGAGGUGCGCCUGAGCUCAGGCAUCGCACUCGUUUUUACACAUUCGACAUCACUCUCACGCUAGCAUCUACCCUCAGCCCAAUCCUCUCCUCGCCGAUGGCUGCUGCAACGACGUCGUCCACGCCGACGUCUGCCAGCAAUGGCCUGCCGCAUCGCCAAGCCGCUGCUUCGCCCUACAAUGCAGCCGCUGGCCCAUCGUCACAGCGCUCUUCGUCAACAAUCAACGGCGGCGGCGGCGAUGCACGUAUGCCAUCUUCGUCUUCACAACGGCCAUCUCGUGCUACGUCGUCGCACGCUCGUGACCCGCGCAACCUCUCCAUCAUGUCCGACCAUCACUUUCUGCCGCAGGACGGAGGCGGCAUGGGCCAAGCAGUGCAGUCGCCCACUACUCUUCAACCAUACGAAGUAGAUGGCAACGGUGUGCCAAGCCAAGCAUACUACAACGGGCAUCACGGCGACGAGCCGGAAGAUUCCUCCAGCAUCCGCGAUGAAGACGAGGAAGAGGACGACGAUGAUGACGACGAUGACCUCUCUACCACAAGCGGCGGCCGUCAUGGCAACCUGCUUCGCCCAGAACCAGAAGACUACGUCGUCACCGAAUCACCCUACAUGACACACUGGUUCUCCAAGCGCCACCUCACCGGAGGCAAUCCCAAGCCGCGGUCGCGCCUUGACCUGCCAGACUGGCGAAUGCGAGAGCGCCUGCGUACAGUGACGGCCGCCUUGGUCAUGUGCUUGAACAUCGGCGUCGAUCCGCCAGAUGUGUCCAAGACGAAUCCUUGCUCCAAGCUCAUCUGCUGGAUGGACCCGUCCUCCCUCGAGGUGUCCAAAGCCUUGCCUGCCAUCGGCAAGAACCUGCAGGCGCAGUUUGAGACGCUGAGCAUGAAGACGAGGUACAAGCAGUACUUGGAUCCAAUUGUUGAGGAGACGAAGCGCUUCUGUACCGCGCUGAGGAGGACGGCAAAGGAUGAGCGAGUCCUCUUCUACUACAAUGGCUUCGGUGUGCCUAAGCCUACGCCUGGAGGAGAGAUCUGGGUGUUCAACAAGGCGUACACGCAGUACAUUCCUGUGACUCUCUAUGAUCUGCAAGCAUGGCUAGGCAACCCCUGCAUCUUUGUCUGGGACGCAAGCGCUGCAGGCAAUGUAGUCGUCAACUUCAAGAAGCUGGCGGAGCGCAGAGCAGAAGAGGAGGCCAAGAUCAAUGGCGGCGCUUCGUCUUCAGUCCCACGUCCUGGAGCAGAUGGCGAGCAUUUCCCUCUGCGAGAAAGCAUUCACCUCGCGGCAUGCGGUCCAGACGAGAUACUCCCCAUGAACCCAGACCUCCCCGCCGACCUCUUUACCUGCUGCCUCACCUCGCCCAUCGAGAUCUCAUUGCGGUGGUUCGUACUCCAGAAUCCGCUCCCCUCGAAGCUCAACGUGGACAUGGUCAUGAACAUUCCCGGUCGUCUGCAAGAUCGCCGUACACCACUCGGAGAGCUGAAUUGGAUCUUCACCGCCAUCACCGAUACCAUUGCAUGGACUGUGCUGCCUCGCAACAUCUUCCGCCGACUCUUCAGAGACGACCUGAUGGUUGCGGCUCUGCUACGUAACUUCCUCCUCGCUGAGCGCAUCAUGCGCUUCUACCAUUGCACGCCAAUGUCGCACCCAAAGCUUCCACCGACGCACAAUCACCCGCUCUGGAACAGCUGGGAUCUUGCGGUCGACCAGUGUCUCGCACAGCUACCGACCCUACUCGAGAAGGAAAAGGCGCAACGUAUUGCGGAGGAAGGCGGGCCGCCUGUUGAGCCAAAGCUCGCCGCCUUCGAGUACAGGCAUAGCACCUUCUUCAGUGAGCAGCUCAAGGCUUUCGAGGUGUGGCUCAGCCAAGGUGGAGUGAGCAGGCAAGGCCGCAGGAGGAGGGCGGACGCUCAUGUCAGCUCGAAGCAGAGUCAUGAAGGCACACACGACCUGGAUGCAGCGGAGGAAGACGAAGAGGAAGCAGACGAGGAAGGCACGGCUCGCCAGCUCCUAGACCCUCCGGAUCAACUUCCCAUUGUGCUGCAAGUUCUCCUGUCUCAAGUCCAUCGUCUACGCGCCCUCAUCCUCCUCAGCCAAUUCCUCGACCUGGGACCGCGAGCAGUCAAUCUAGCACUCAGCAUUGGCAUCUUCCCCUACGUACUCAAGCUCCUGCAAUCGCCGGCUGUGGACCUCAAGCCGGUCCUCAUCUACAUCUGGGCGCGCAUACUCGCCGUGGACCGGUCGUGUCAGAACGACCUGCUGCGCGAUAGUGGCUUUGUCUACUUUGUGGGCGUGCUCAGUCCAUUUGCUCAAGGCAACGGCGGCGGUGCAGCCGGCGGUCAAGGCGGCGCAAGUCUGCCCAUCCCCAACGUCAGCGAGCAUCGCGCCAUGUGCGCUUUCAUCCUCUCGGUAUUCUGUCAGGACUUUCCGGCGGGGCAGCAGGCAUGCUUACAGCAGACGGAUGCGAUGGACUCGUGUUUGGAGCAUUUGGAGGACGACGACUUCUUGCUGAGGCAGUGGAGCGCUCUGUGUUUGGCGCAGCUUUGGGAUGGGAGCGAUGAAGGAAAGGCGAUGGGGAUCAGAAAGGACGCGCAUGGGAAGUUGUGCUACAUGCUGGGUGAUGUGAGCCCUGAGGUACGCGCAGCGGUCUUGUACGCUCUGAGCACCUUGCUUGGCGCGAGUGGGAGCAGCGUCGAUCCCUUCGACCCCGUCUCAUCGAUGAGCGCUUCGGGUCAGUCAUCCUCAAGUCGUUCUCAAUCCGGCGGUAACACACAGCGUCAUCGCUGCCUGGGCACAGGCUCUGCCCUCGAUCUCGACGAAUCGGCGCAACGCAGCCUCGAGAUCGGCAUUGCGAUUGCCAUGCUCAGCACGCGCGGUGACUGCUCGCCUAUGGUGCGCAAGGAGCUCGUGAUCGCACUCAGUGCCGUCGUACGCGAGUACAAGGGCUUCUUUGUACUUGCGGCCUACCUCUACUACGACGAUGAGGAGACGAGACUGCGCUCUGCGAGGAAGAAGGAGAGGGAAAGCGCGAAGAGGUCCAGCAUGGGCGGGUUGGGCGUCGUAGAGGAGUUGACCGGCGCAACAGAGGCGAUGAGCCUCAAUGGUGGCAGCGACGAUGGAUCUUCUGCGGCCAAUAAGGGGCAGGACGCUCUCCUCGCACGUGUGCUCAGCAAGCUCGCCCUCGAGGAAGGCCUCACCGAGGAGGACAUAGCCAAUGUUCCUGCCUUCUCGACUCUCUUCGUCUCGCUGCUCGACCUCAGCGUUGACGGCUACACGGAGGUAGCGGCGAUGGCCAAGACGGUCGUCGACUACAUCCUUGCCCUCCUCCUGGAGAGCGAGGUAGCACGAGCGUCAGAGAGCAUUGUGAGGCGCUUUGGAGCCGCAGGACAGGGAGCAAGCAGCCGUGUCGUGCUUCCAACUAGCGUGCAUGGUGGCGGGGCCAGCGCAGCCGAGGACAGCUACUUCUCUUACAAUCCGCGCUCCUCCGAUGGCGUGUCGGCUUCAGAGAGCCUCGUCAGUCCGCACGGCACGGCCUUCGGUCCUCACGGCUCUACAAGACAUGCAGCACCUCAUCCUCGACGGGCCCCCUCUCUUGCGCAGACCGUCAAGGCUAUUGCUACUUUGGGCUACUCGAGGCCGGCGAGCCCUGUGCCUUCGCCUGAGUCGAGAUCGCCAGGAGAGGGAAGUCCGGCUACCUACAGCCCAGCAUCGGCUCCUCGCGUGCCGGCGCCGCGAUUCAACGUCAUGGGAUACCAGUCGCCCUACGUGUCAGGCUCAGAUGGACAUCAGGCUGCCUCGCGAUCUGGCGCUACAACGCCCACCUCUCCUUCGAGUAGCAGCGCAGCCGCUCUACUGGCUAAGCGAUCGGCGUCUGCAGAGUCACUCGCUCACAUUGCUCGACGCGCCAAUGCCAAUGCUGCGAGCAGCAACAAUGCGAAUAGCGGCGGCACCACCACGCCAGGCGCCAACGCAGGCGAGCAGCGAGGCUCGGCCGCAGGGUCUACUACCGACUCGCCCGACGACUUCUACCGCCCCUCAGCAGACGUCCAGGUAGGCGAUGCGCUCGCGGCACUCAUCUCCGUCGAUCUCCAACGCUUCCGCAAUCGCGCCUCUCUCGCUAGCGGCGGCACUGUGGGCGGCAACGACAAUAAUGCCUUCAACAAUGGUACUCCUGGCUCUGGUCUAUCCUCCGCAGGCUCCACUCCCCUUCCCUCGCCGUCCACAUCCCGCACAGCAAUGAAGCACCUCCUCUCCGACCCUGGACUCGGAAACGACGAUAUCCUCGACACGCUACCGCUCAAGAGCAGACUGUUUGGGUGGUGCAGCGAAUACUAUCGGGAGCCGCAGAUGAAGCCUGCGGAGAGCGAGGAACCGGGCUCUGUCAAGUACAAUGUGCAGACUUGGAAGCGACAGCGCAAUGAGAGGAUAGUGGCGCAGAGCCAGGUGCAGGUGGAUGCGGCUUUCUCCUCCAGCUCAGCAUCAUCGACGCCAGGUGGCAAGGGUCAGGCCAAAUGGACGCAACCCGUCUCUACGCUUCGUAGUGGCGCUCCACCCUACAGCAUGGUCAUGCACCAAUUCGAGCCGCAUCUCGUCACCGCCUCCGAGCGGGACGUGGUCUCCGUCUGGGACUGGGAGCGUGCCCGUCUACUCAGUCGAUUCCACAACGGCAACGCCCGCGGGACGAACAUCACCUCCACCUUGUUCAUCAACGAAGAAGUAGAUGGGCUCCUUCUGGUCGGAUCAGCAGAGGGAGACGUGCGAAUCUACCGCAACUACGACCGUCCCACCUGGAUCCCAGGCACGCGCGGCCCCAAUCUCAUCUCCACCUUCCGCGCUCUUCCCGACCUGGUACGCUCCCGCUUCCCCUCCGGACUGAUCUGCGACUGGCAGCAAUCCACCGGCCACCUUCUCGCCGGAGGAGACUCUCGCGUCCUACGCAUCUGGGAUGCUCAUCGCGAGCUCUGCGUGUGCGAUAUCCCCACGCGCACCUCUAGUCCCGUCACCUCGCUUUCCUCCGAAUCAGACGUGGGUCAUAUCUUCGUUGCCGGCUUCGGGAACGGGACUGUCGCCGUGUACGAUCGCAGGAAUCCGCCUGAGGCGAGUCUGGUCAGGCUGUGGGAGGAGCAUGGGACGUGGGUGCAUAAUGUGCACUUGCAGAAGAGGGGGAAUCGCGAGCUGGUGAGCGCGAGUGAUGAUGGGGAGGUGAGAUUGUGGGAUAUUCGUGGACGAUCGUCUAUCUCGAGGGCGAGCUUGGGCGGGCAGCUCAGGGGCAAGUUGAGCGGCUUUGCUGUUCAUGAGCGAGCGCCUGUCUUCGCUGCCGUGUCCACGCCCAGGGCCAAAGUGGGAGCCGGUGGAGCAGUGCAUGGCGCAGGACCGCAUGGUGUCCAAGGCGUGAGUGCCACUCCGCAGCAGGUCCUCCUUGGCGCCUUUGCCGACCCGACGAAGAGUCUCACGACGUGGACACGCCACUUUGCUUCAUCGCAAGGCGUGGCUGCCGGACACGGUGGGUCGCAUCAUCACCACGGGCACCAUGGCCACCACGGCGGCCCGACUUCAGCGCACCAAGCGGCCACGAGCACGACCAGCACCCUGCCUGGCGCUUUGCUCGACUCGCCGCUCACCAACUUCUCGCCCGCGAUGGGAUCCGUCGCCCUUCACCCGCACUGGCCGCUCGUGGCCUACGCAGGGCCGGAUGUGGCGGGCACGAUCGAGGUGAAGCGCAUGCCAGAGGACGCGGCGACGGCUGCCGCGGCAGCUGCUGCUGCAGGUGAGGGCGGGGCUGCGACGGACCCCGCGGCGGCGCAAGGGGAGGUGGCGCUGCCGAGCUUUGAUCAGCUGUUUAAAGGUGCGAAUCAAAGUGGUGAUAGUGGGUCGAAGAGGAGGAGUUGGAUUCGGAUCUAAGAGGAAGGCGAGAGUAAGACAGAGCAGACGGUACUGUAAGACGCACUCAGGCAUGACCUCGUUUUCUCUACGCACGAUAUACAAUUGAGCAACCCAUGACAUC
Jaminaea rosea is the source of this 6015-nucleotide messenger RNA. RefSeq lists its product as hypothetical. Gene Ontology annotation, molecular function: protein binding; protein-macromolecule adaptor activity. The record is from RefSeq and is a predicted model, not a curated record. Lineage: Eukaryota; Fungi; Basidiomycota; Exobasidiomycetes; Microstromatales. The transcript has a single exon. Bases 111 to 5912 code for a protein of 1933 amino acids. Gene Ontology annotation, cellular component: cytoplasm; TORC1 complex. Gene Ontology annotation, biological process: cellular response to amino acid stimulus; TOR signaling; cellular response to starvation.